GUAAAUAAACAUGCGCAUGAUUAUGGGACUCCCACCCCCAGCUCAUUAACUGGAUUUGCUCGAUCGAUAAAGACAAACAAAUGUUUCCAGAUAAGUCCUGACCAUCAGCUGCAUGUGUUAUGCCUUUCAUUUCACCAUUACCGCACAUCACUUGGCGCUGUAGACAAUUCCAAGGACGUGGGUCUGCCCCAGUAAAUGCUAACCCCGAGUUAGCUGCAUGACUUAGCCGUGGUGUUCGGCUCAUCACGAGCUGCUAAUGUAACGCCAUUCGGUACAACGUCGUCGUCAUCUCAGAAUCCGAAGAUUGAGACGCACACUGCAGCUUUAAAAGACACUCCACAAUGGUGAAAAUAUUCAUCGGGAAUUUGUCCCCAGACACAACAUCAGAUGAACUUCGCUCCCUCUUCUCCCAAUAUGGCAAGAUUGCAGAAUGCACUAUUGUCAAAAACUUUGGCUUUGUGCAUAUGGAUGACAAAGCAGAGGCAGAGGAAGCCAUCAGCAACCUCCACCAUUAUGAGCUAAAUGGCCAACCUAUGAACGUCGAAUUGAGCCGUGGCAAGUCAAGAGGAUCCACUAAACUGCAUGUUGGCAAUAUUGCCUGUACCAACCAGGAGCUAAGGGCCAAGUUUGAGGAGUUUGGUUCUGUGUUGGAGUGUGACAUAGUAAAAAACUAUGCUUUUGUUCACAUGGACCGAAUGGAGGAUGCACUGGAGGCCAUUAAUCAGUUAGACAACACAGCUUUUAAAGGCAAACUGAUGAGCGUGAAGCUUUCGACUAGCCGCCUGCGUACUGCGCCGGGAAUGGGAGACAGAUCGGGUUGUUAUCGUUGCGGGCAGGAAGGCCACUGGUCCAAAGAAUGCCCUCUAGACCAAAAUGGCUACCACAGAAACGGCUCAGAGCCAAAGUCUGAUGGAUAUGAUGCCCCGAGAUUUGGCGGGCGUGGUCGCAGCAGGGGUUAUCAUCCGGACUUCAGUGGCGAUCCUGAUUAUGGUGCCGGCUAUGCUCCAGUACAUGGUGGUUUUUCCCGGGGUUCCGGUCACAGCAGCAGCAUGGCAGGGUACAGAAGGGGCGCAGGCUACGAGGGUGCAAUGAGAUAUGGGCCGCACCCAGGUUAUGGCAUAAGCGCUGUUGCUGAACAUAGCAUGGCUCGGAUGUACGGCAGCGAGGCGGCAUACAGGAGCAACGGCUCACUCUAUGGCGCGGUACCAGCCUACCCGAUGCGACGGUCGCCUUAUGAGGAAAGAGAUCCGUACGGGGUCGUGGACUACUACGAGAAGUACAGGGCCAAUUCUUACGGAGGCAGUUAUUUCGAAGAACGUCGCGCUGUCCCUAUGCCUGGUCCAUCAACAUCCUCCUCCACAGCUUUAAUGAGGGAGCGUGUGCCCCCCUCUAGCCUCGACCCAUAUGAGUGUCCCCUUCCUCCUCCACCAGCCCCGGUCUCCUCAUACUAUGCACGUGACCGGAGUCCGAUUCGGAGAGUCCCUGCUGAGGCAGAUGGAUAUACAUAUGAGCGUUCGCGCCUUUCCCCGGUGCCCACCCACCCAAGAAGUUCUACUUACGACCAUCCGCGGGAUCCCGGCACUGAGCGGGCACGAUACACAUACUAAUCCUUGUACAUACAGUCGGGUGAGAGCUGACUGACAUUUAGUGGAUAGGAUAGCCUAAGUGCCAUUGGAAUCACUGAAAAUUAAGCAUUAACAGUAUAUCUUCUUGGUAAUAUUAGAAGCAAAAGUCAGUCCUUUGUGUAUGAGAGGCGUGUGGGCAGUAAAUAUAAGGUUACGAUAAAACAUGCUAAUCAUUAUGACCAUUGAGUAGAUUUCAUUGUGAUUGUUGAAUGCAUUGACAUGCUGUGAUCUCAUUUCAGGUUAUACGUCAAAAUGCAGUACAACAAAUGCUCAUUUUACCCACUUUCAUUGUCAUGUAUAUCUUGUGGUAUCGGUGCAGCUCUGAAAUGGUUUAGCGUAAGCGUGGAAGUGCAGAUACUGGGUUUAUCUCCAACCUGGUUGUCUAUUAAACAGAAUUUUUUGCCCUACUGAAAGUAGCUAUAUGUUCCUACACUAUUUAGACUCUGUAAAUAGAAACACUUACACUUAAAUUGGUGCAUGGUGCAUGUUUUAAAGGUGAGUCAUUGAAUUGUGUUGACAAAAUAUAAUAGUUUUUUUAAGCCACAUCUAGAGUAGUAUUAUGUGCAUUUUAGUGUUUUGCGUAAUCUUACUACAUAUGUGAAGCAAUGGCAAAACAAAUUUACAUACUGUUUGCUUCAUCCACAUUGUUUAACCUGUACCAAAUAUGGAUCUACACAAUGUAAACAAUGGUUACACUUUUGUAUUUGGUUUAAAUCAAACUGAUUUUUAUGAAGGUGCAUUGUGACUUAAAUUCUAGGCACAUUACUUACACUAAAUUGAUUUUCAUUGCUGUCAUAAAUAUGAGGCUUCUCAUCUUGAUGUAUGUUGUAUUUCUUUAAUGGAAAUAACCUCAAUUGUCUUUCCUGACUUUCUUCAUUUCUAAGUAUUUGGUUAUAAUUAAAAUCUGUGAAAAGUCUUAA
Messenger RNA from Acanthopagrus latus (yellowfin seabream), 2545 nucleotides. RefSeq names its product RNA binding motif protein 4.1 (gene rbm4.1). The record is from RefSeq and is a predicted model, not a curated record. Gene Ontology annotation, molecular function: zinc ion binding; mRNA binding. Gene Ontology annotation, biological process: mRNA splicing, via spliceosome. Lineage: Eukaryota; Metazoa; Chordata; Actinopteri; Spariformes; Sparidae. Gene Ontology annotation, cellular component: nuclear speck. Bases 342 to 1607 code for a protein of 421 amino acids. The transcript has 3 exons.